CUCCCCGCCACCGCCGGCCGCACCCUUCACGGUCCGUCCAUGUCCCUGCCCGUGGUGCUCCCGGGCUCCUGCUGCCCCGUGGCUGGGCUUUCGGGUGGGCCGCAGACCGGGGGCCCGGGCGCCGCCGCCGCCGCCGCCCAGGAGCCGCCGCUGCCCCCGCUGCGGCCGCGCUGGCCCCGGGGCGCGCUGCAGCCCCCGUCGCGGCCUCGCUGCGGGGCCACCGCUGCCGCCGGGGUUCUGGCCGCGCCGCCGGCGCUCUCCUCCCGCCGGGCAGCCGCCGCCGCUGCCGCCGCGGCCCCGGGCUCUGCGCUACUGCCCGCCCGCCCGCUGCUGUCACUCGGGCUGCUGCAGCUGAUCCUGGGCUGCUGCAUGGUGGCGCUCAGCUUCGGGGCGCUGUCGCUGAGCAGCUCUCCGCAGGUGAAGAACUCGUGCCCGUUCUGGGCCGGCUCCUCGGUGAUACUCUCUGGAAUCAUAGGAUUAACAACUUGGAAAAGGCCUAUGAUACUCCUGGUAAACCUCUUUGUGCUGCUGUCUGUGGUUUGCGUCCUCUUAAAUCUAGCUGGAUUUAUCCUAGGCUGCCAAGGGGCCCAGUUUGUGUCCAGCGUCCCCAGGUGUGAUCUGGUGGACUUAGGUGAAGGCAAGAUUUGCUUCUGUUGUGAAGAAUUUCAACCAGCCAAGUGCACAGACAAAGAAAACGCCUUGAAACUCUUUCCAGUUCAGCCCUGUAGUGCUGUUCACCUUCUACUUAAGAAAGUCCUCUUUGCCCUGUGUGCCUUGAAUGCCCUGACCACCACCGUCUGCUUGGUGGCCGCCGCCCUCCGCUACCUCCAGAUAUUCGCAACCAGGAGAUCCUGCAUCGAUGAAUCCCAGAUUUCUGCUGAAGAAGUGGAGGAUCAUGGACGCAUCCCGGACCCUGAUGAUUUUGUGCCGCCUGUGCCUCCCCCUUCCUAUUUUGCCACAUUUUACUCGUGCACACCCCGGAUGAACCGCAGGAUGGUUGGUCCUGAUGUUAUUCCCCUGCCACACAUCUACGGAGCUCGAAUCAAAGGUGUGGAAGUGUUCUGUCCUUUGGAUCCCCCGCCGCCGUAUGAAGCUGUGGUGAGCCAGAUGGACCAGGAGCAGGGAUCUUCAUUCCAAAUGGCAGAAGGAUCAGAAGCUGCUAUGAUCCCACUGGAUCCGGGCUGCACACAAGUGACUCAAGGUGGGGCCAUUCCUAACAUACCUGCAGAAGAAAACGCAUCCAUGUCAACUCCCAGUUCAACCCUGGUGCGUCCUGUGAGAAGCCGGAGAGCCCUCCCACCCCUGAGGACGAGGUCAAAGAGUGACCCUGUGCUCCAUCAUUCCGAGGACAGAGCUGCCCCGGUGCUCAGCUGUGAAGCUGCGACACAGACUGAAAGGAGACUGGAUCUGGCUGCGGUGACUCUGAGGAGAGGCUUGAGAUCGAGGGCUUCGCGAGGCAGACCGCGGUCUUUGAUAGAUUACAAAUCCUACCUGGACACCAAGCUGCUGGUGGCGAGGUUCCUGGAGCAGUCCUCCUGUACCAUGACCCCAGACAUCCAUGAACUUGUAGAAAACAUUAAAUCUGUUUUGAAGUCUGAUGAGGAGCACAUGGAGGAAGCCAUCACAAGUGCCAGUUUCCUAGAACAGAUAAUGGCCCCAUUGCAACCCAGCACAUCCAGGGCCCGCACGCUGCCCUCGCGGAGACAGCCUGGCCUGCUGCACCUCCAGAGCUGCGGCGACCUGAGCACCUUCGCACCGGCGGGGAGGCCCCGAGCCGAGAGGAGGUCCCGGCGAGUGGAGGCUGAGCGGCCACACAGCCUCAUUGGGGUCAUCCGAGAGACUGUCCUGUGAACCCUGGAAGACAGAAGGCCACGCCAAGGGAAAGGAUCCACCUCCUCUCUGCCAUUUCCUGCCUGGGAGCUGGGUCCCCCUCAAAAAAAGGAGCACUCUGGAGGACACGUUUUCCCACCUGUUGGCUCCCGUGUCUGCUGACCGAGGACAUUCAGGAGUAAAUGCACAGGUCGGUCCAGGCCCGUCUGGGUUUGGGAUGCACGGCGUUGGAGGUUAUGAAAGCGUUGAUCCUCUCCUUCCCCUGCUGGGCCUCGCGGCAUUCCCAAGGGUCACAUGCCCUGGCACGGGCAGAAACUGGGCUAAUGAUUCUUUGCCCGCCUCACCCCUCGCGUCUCUCUUUGUUGCUAAGUUCUUUCCCUCUUGGAAGGACAGAUCUGCCUGACCGCUAUUUAUAGCUGCCUGUGGCCUUUCACUGCUCUGUGAAUUGGCAGGCAAUAAGGCGAUUAACCCUAUGUGUCCACAAGCCUCAAGCCUUGUUUCAGGUCACCCUCAAAUCACACUUUCUUUAGGCAAAACCAGAAACUUUUUAAGUGACAAAUUUUAAUGCCAGACAUUUAAGGAGAGGAUUAUUGUUGAUUCCAUUUACUCAUGCUUGCAAAACUAGAUACCCCUAAGGCAGAACUGAGAAUAAAAAUGUUUACUUUGGGCCACUGGGCUUGAUGUGUAAUAUUUGUUUACACUUAGGUAGCCAGGCCUUACCGUACAGAGGGCUGGGAACUUGGAACUGUGGUGGUCAGGCUCACUGGGCAGGCCACUGAACCGGUUUAAUUU
Messenger RNA from Cercocebus atys (sooty mangabey), 2622 nucleotides. It is a transcript of the gene ENTREP1, whose product is annotated as family with sequence similarity 189, member A2. The record is from RefSeq and is a predicted model, not a curated record. NCBI's taxonomy places the organism in Eukaryota, Metazoa, Chordata, Mammalia, Primates, Cercopithecidae. The transcript has 11 exons. The coding region runs from base 40 to 1851 and encodes 603 amino acids. Gene Ontology annotation, cellular component: membrane.